CCAAAGGCUCACUGCCAUGUACACAGCAGGCACGCAGUGGCUGCUUGGUGAAGGUAAAUGCAGAUUCCAGAGCCAGGAAUGCUGGGCAUGAACCUUUCUCUCCCGCUUCCAACAAAGCCAGCUGCACAGCAACAGGGUCAGGCAUAGCAGUUCUUCGAGGGAAAUUCACAUUCAUCCAGUUCCUCCCUGGAGGUUUACCUCCCACCCCACCCCCUUAACGGCCAGAAUCCACAACAGUCACGUAGUUUCCAGCUGCGGACACAGAGACGACUGCCCAAGGCCACUUAAUUGUGGCAGAGAACAAGCUCUCACUGCAUCCGGGUUUUGUGGAUAAACAAUCUCCUCCAGGGUAACCAGAGCUUAAUGGAUGCGCCGCAGGUAGAAGGCGCUCUUCUACCCUCCCUCGGAGAACGAGGCGCAGAGGAGGGGUGGGGGCAGCGGUGGUUAAGGAGACCCUUCCUCCUGGCCGCAAGUCCGCGUCGCUAUUAAGGCAACUGGCGGCGGGCGGGAGGGGAUCGAACAAAGGGUUGCGACGCGUGGUCCUCAGGGACAGCACAGCGAGUCCCUUGGAUGGGCGCGCGCGCCUACCCUGAGGAGAAUCCACCUCCGGCCCGCCGUGGGGACCCAGCGGGCACCCCCUCCGCCGCUGCAUACCCGGAGCGGGAUGGCGACCGCCGGGCAGCGAGAGGUGGCCCGGUGCCCCUGCCCUGCCCAGCACCUGCCCCACGUUCCUCCCGACCAAAGGACAAGGAGCCCAGGCUUCUUUCUCUCCGAAGGGCAGCUCGCUCGGGAAAGUCCCCACAGGCGAGGGGCCGGACUGGCAGAUGUGAACCGGGAUGCGGGAGUGACGCGCGAGGGACGGGGCGAGUGGGAGGGGGCCCAGACUCGGGUGGCGCCCCGGCACCGCGCGCCCGUUCCCAGCUGGGCAGUGGAGCCCGGGGCCCGGAGAAGUAGCCGGGCGAGUGCGUGGUUCUGGCGCCGCGUGAGUUCCCCACUGGCUGGUCUGAAAAGCCAUCUUUGCAUUGUUCCCGUGCCCGGCUCUCCGCUCGCCGCAGCCGCCUCCGCCGCGCGCCUCUUCUGCCGCCGCGGACUCCGGCAGCUUUGUCGCCAGAGUCCUUGGACUCCCGCUUCCUUUUUUAUCCGCUGCAUCGGAUCACCGGCGUGCCCCAUCAUGUCAGACGCGGCCGUGGACACCAGCUCCGAGAUCACCACCAAGGACUUAAAAGAGAAGAAGGAAGUCGUGGAGGAGGCGGAGAAUGGGAGAGAGGCCCCUGCUAAUGGCAAUGCUAAUGAGGAAAAUGGGGAGCAGGAGGCUGACAAUGAGGUAGAUGAAGAAGAGGAAGAAGGUGGGGAGGAAGAGGAGGAGGAGGAGGAAGGUGAUGGUGAGGAAGAGGAUGGAGAUGAAGAUGAGGAGGCUGAGGCAGCUACAGGCAAACGGGCAGCUGAAGAUGAUGAGGACGACGAUGUGGACACCAAGAAGCAGAAGACCGAUGAGGAUGACUAGACAGCAAAAAAGGAAAAGCUAAAACUUAACAGAAAAAAAAAAAAAAAAAAGGCCACCGUGACCUAUUCACCCUCCACUUCCCGUCUCAGAAGAAUCCUAAACGUGGUCACCUUCGAGUAGAGAGUCGCCUGCCCGCCCGCCCACCGCGGGCAGCGCCACCCGCAGAUGACGUGCGCUCUCCACCACCCCACCAAAACCACAACGUGAAUUUGCCACAGGGAAGGAAAGAAAGAACCAAAACUUCCAAGGCCCUGCUUUUUUUCUUAAAGUACUUUAAAAAGGAAAAUUUGUUUGUAUUUUUUAUUUACAUUUUAUAUUUUUGUACAUAUUGUUAGGGGUCAGCCAUUUUUAAUGAUCUCGGAUGACCAAACCAGCCUUCGGAGCGUUCUCUGUCCUACUUCUGACUUUACUUGUGGUGUGACCAUGUUCAUUAUAAUCUCAAAGGAGAAAAAAAACCUUGUAAAAAAAGCAAAAACCACAACAAAAAAAAAAACAAUCUUAUUCCGAGCAUUCCAAUAACUUUUUUUGUGUAUGUACUUAGCUGUACUAUAAGUAGUUGGUUUGUAUGAGAUGGUUAAAAAGGCCAAAGAUAAAAGGUUUCUUUUUUUUCCUUUUUUUUGUCUAUGAAGUUGCUGUUUAUUUUUUUUUGGCCUGUUUGAUGUAUGUGUGAAACAAUGUUGUCCAACAAUAAACCGGAAUUUUAUUUUGCUGAGUUGUUCUAACAAA
Sus scrofa (pig) is the source of this 2230-nucleotide messenger RNA. NCBI's taxonomy places the organism in Eukaryota, Metazoa, Chordata, Mammalia, Artiodactyla, Suidae. The record is from RefSeq and is a predicted model, not a curated record.